Macadamia integrifolia is the source of this 1620-nucleotide messenger RNA. RefSeq names its product 1-aminocyclopropane-1-carboxylate oxidase homolog 1-like. Bases 463 to 1620 code for a protein of 385 amino acids. The record is from RefSeq and is a predicted model, not a curated record. NCBI's taxonomy places the organism in Eukaryota, Viridiplantae, Streptophyta, Magnoliopsida, Proteales, Proteaceae. The transcript is spliced from 3 exons.
GAGUUUUUUUUCAGUUCACAUGAAUUAAUGAUUUGAUUUACUUGGAACACAUUGGAUCAGCUGGUGAAGGAAUGAAAAUAUUUAAAUAUCUUUGAUGUUAUCACGCACUGUGAUUGAUCAGUUAAGAGAUAUAAUGGAGUACAACAGCAACUGCAACAAGCAAGUGACAAGACUCAGGAAUUCUUUGUUUGGGUCACUAUUAGAAGCGUUUCAACUAAGCCCCAACCACUUGACAGACAUGGUUGCGCCGAGGGGGCAUCCCUGCAUGCCUCGAUCUGGAACUUGCUAAUCUCAGAGUUGGCAUUAUCAGAUAGCUUUUCUUAGUUUCUUCUUUGGCUAUGGCGGUUUCUAGCAAAGCCAUAUUUAUUCACUUCCCCACUACGCAGAACUGAAGAGAUAAGCUCCAUUUAGUUCCAUCUGCCUUUCCAAAUCGUAUUCAAAACCCACUAAAGAAAACGAAAAAUGGUGGUCGUCUCCGGCACCGACGAAGUUUCAGGGAAUACCUCUCUAUCUCCAAGUUAUGAUCGAAUGAAGGAGCUAAGGGAAUUCGAUGAAACUAAAGUAGGUGUGAAGGGUCUUGCCGACGCCGGGGUGGUUAAGAUCCCUCGUAUCUUCGUCCACCCGCCCGAUACCCUUCAUGAUCUGCCCUCUCAUCUGGGUUCCAUUCAGAGCCGCCGUCAGACCCAUCUGACGAUUCCGGUCAUAGACCUUCAGGAGGCCAUCGUCGGCGUAGACCAGACAGAAGCAAGGAAGGAAGUAGUAGACAAAAUCUGGCAAGCAUCAGAGACAUGGGGUUUCUUCCCAGUGGUGAAUCAUGGGAUCCCACAGACUUUGUUGCUGGAGACACUGGAAGGGGUUCGAAGGUUCUACGAGCAAGAUACGGAGAUCAAGAAACAGUUUUACAGUCGCGAUUUCGUUGGUGAGAAGGUCGUCCACAACUCCAAUUAUGAUCUCUACAGCUCUCCUGCUGCCGAUUGGAGGGAUACCAUGUAUUGCGUAAUGGGUCCUCAGCCUCUUGACCCUCAAGAACUGCCUCUCAUUUGCAGAGAUGCAUUGAUGGAAUACUCGAAGCAAGUAAGGAGGUUGGGGAUUGUUUUGUUCGAGUUACUGUCAGAGUCUCUGGGGCUAAACCCCAAACACUUGAUAGACAUGGGUUGUGCAGGGGGUCAUGCUCUUCUCCCUCACUAUUAUCCUGCCUGCCCUCAGCCUGAACUGACUCUCGGCACCUCCAAGCAUUCCGACAAUGAUUUCCUCACAAUCCUUCUGCAAGACCAAAUUGGUGGGCUCCAAGUUCUUUAUCAGAACCAAUGGGUUAAUGUUUCCCCCAUGCCAGGAGCUCUCAUCAUCAACAUUGGGGAUCUUCUGCAGCUGAUUUCUAAAGAUAUAUUUAAGAGCAUAGAACAUCGAGUACUGGCUCACAGCAAAGGCCCAAGGCUUUCGGUGGCUUGUUUCUUCACUACUGGGCUUCAAUCAUCCACAAGGGUUUAUGGGCCAAUCAAGGAGUUGUUGUCAAAAGACAACCCACCUGUCUACAGGGAAACCACCAUUAAAGAGUAUACCGCAUCCUACCGAGAGAAGAAAUUUGAUCGCUCCUCUGCUCUGGCAUAUUUCAAGCUGUGA